AAGAUCAUCUUGACGGGAACAACUUGCUUUUGUCACAUAAUUCUUACAUUCCAUCACUUACUGCAUUGUCAUACGGCAUUUCUUAUAUGAAGUCCUUCCUAUUGCUGCUGGCUGUUGUGCUCGUCGCCGUUCAUGCAAAAAUGCAGAACGUUACGGUAAAGGGUACUACUAUUUGUAAUAAGAAGCGAAUGGCUGACGUUUUGGUGGAACUGUGGGAGAGAGAUACCCUCGACCCCAACGACCUUCUUGAUUCAAAGAUGACAGCCAAAGAAGGCGAAUUUCUUGUAAAAGGAGGACAAGAUGAAGUUGGCUCUAUUGAGCCAUUCCUUAGAAUUACGCACACUUGCAAUGUGAAACCGGGCUGCAAACGAAUCACAGAGUAUGACAUCCCAAAAUCGAAAAUCGACACCGUCUAUGAUAUGACGUAUGUGACGCUCGAUAUCAUCUCUGCUGUAGACAAGGAACAAUGCUAAAGCGCAACGAUGUUCGUGCAGCAAACUCUUGUAUAAACAUUUUGUAAUAUCGAUCUGUAAUGAUAAUGUCUGCUUGAAUAAUAAAAGAUUUCUUAUAUUUGUUC
Molecule: messenger RNA, 577 nt
Organism: Cylicocyclus nassatus
Lineage: Eukaryota; Metazoa; Nematoda; Chromadorea; Rhabditida; Strongylidae
Source: the annotation of a GenBank genome assembly